This is a messenger RNA of Drosophila erecta, 388 nucleotides long. RefSeq names its product accessory gland-specific peptide 95EF (gene Acp95EF). The transcript is spliced from 2 exons. NCBI's taxonomy places the organism in Eukaryota, Metazoa, Arthropoda, Insecta, Diptera, Drosophilidae. Bases 29 to 310 code for a protein of 93 amino acids. The record is from RefSeq and is a predicted model, not a curated record.
UUGAAUAAUAGAUAUAUAUAUAUUGGAGAUGGCUUACACCAUUUUAGUAUGGUUUUUGAUUUCUUCAGUGGAUAUCAACAUGGCCUCCGUAAAAUUGCUCCUCAUUGCCAUUUUGGUUGUCGCUAUAUCCGUUAACACCUCAGCGGAACUUUUGAGAAAAAUGAUUUCUCCUAUCAUAAAUGCGGCAACGAAUUUCUUGAACCCUAAUACGAACUCCUCCCAAGAGAUUGCUACCAAUGAUACCAAACCCCGAUAUGACCCGAAAAACCGAACAUUAAGUAAUAACGCUCUAAAGUCACUCAGUGGCUAACAAGAAAAGAAACUAUAGAAAACUAUAGAUUAAAUUGUCAGCAUUCAAAAAAACCAAAAAUAAAUUAUUUUCAACGAU